Eublepharis macularius is the source of this 3559-nucleotide messenger RNA. RefSeq names its product cytochrome b-245 heavy chain (gene CYBB). The transcript is spliced from 13 exons. The record is from RefSeq and is a predicted model, not a curated record. Bases 25 to 1737 code for a protein of 570 amino acids. Gene Ontology annotation, molecular function: superoxide-generating NAD(P)H oxidase activity. Gene Ontology annotation, cellular component: NADPH oxidase complex; plasma membrane. Gene Ontology annotation, biological process: defense response; superoxide anion generation. Lineage: Eukaryota; Metazoa; Chordata; Lepidosauria; Squamata; Eublepharidae.
UUCAUUCUCCUCUCUACAGUCAUCAUGGGUAACUGGGUAGAGAAUGAGGGACUCUCCAUAUUUGUAAUUUUUGUGUGGCUGGUUUUAAACGUCUUCCUGUUCACAUGGUACUACUUCGUAUAUGACCUUGAAAUUAAAUACUACUAUACAAGAAAACUCCUUGGGCCUUUCCUGGCAUGGGCUCGGGCACCUGCAGCAUGUCUGAAUUUCAACUGUAUGUUGAUUCUGCUUCCAGUCUGUCGAAACUUGCUUUCCUUCCUCAGAGGAUCCAGUGCGUGCUGCUCAGUGAGAGUCAGAAGACAAUUGGACAGGAACCUCACAUUUCAUAAACUUGUGGCUUGGAUGAUUGCACUCCAUACUACAAUCCAUACAAUUGCACAUUUAUUUAAUGUAGAAAACUCUGUGAAUGCACGUAAUGAAAAGGAAGCAACCCUUCAAUCUGUGCUAUCUCAUUUGGAAGAUAAAGGAAAUGAAACCUACCUCAAUUUUGCCCGCAAGGAACUCCCAAACCCUGAAGGUGGCCUCUAUGUAGCAUUCACAACCUUGGCAGGUCUCAGUGGUGUUAUCAUUACACUGUGUCUAAUAUUAAUAAUCACAUCAUCUACUAAAACCAUUCGAAGGUCGUACUUUGAAGUAUUUUGGUUCACCCAUCAUCUUUUUGUUAUCUUUUUUGUGGGUCUUGUCAUACAUGGAGCUGGACAAAUUGUACGUGGACAGACAGGCACUAGUUUGGAAGAGCAUAAUCCAAAUGAUUGUGACAAACAUUUCACUCAGUGGGGGAAAAUACGAGAGUGUCCUAUACCACAGUUUUCUGGAAAUCCUCCUAUGACAUGGAAAUGGGUAGUUGGUCCAAUAUUUCUAUACCUCUGUGAGAGGCUGGUGCGGUUUUGGCGGUCACAACAAAAAGUUGUUAUUACAAAGGUUGUCAUUCACCCCUUCAAAACCAUUGAGCUCCAGAUGAAGAAAAAGGGCUUCAAAAUGGAAGUCGGUCAGUACAUUUUUGUCAAAUGUCCUGCCGUGUCCAUGCUGGAGUGGCACCCUUUCACACUAACUUCUGCCCCUGAAGAGGAUUACUUCAGCAUUCACAUACGUAUUGUAGGGGACUGGACAGAAGGCUUGUUUAAUGUCUGUGGAUGUGACAAACAAGAAUUCCAGGAUGCCUGGAAGUUGCCAAAGAUAGCCGUGGAUGGCCCCUUUGGCACUGCUAGUGAAGAUGUGUUCAGUUAUGAAACGGUGAUGUUGGUUGGAGCUGGCAUUGGAGUCACUCCAUUUGCAUCAGUCCUCAAGUCUGUAUGGUACAAAUAUUGCAAUGAUGCCACUAACCUAAGACUCAAAAAGAUCUAUUUCUACUGGCUCUGCAGAGAUACUCAUGCCUUUGAGUGGUUUGCUGACCUCUUACAGUCACUGGAGGUUCAGAUGCAGGAGAGGAAUAAUGCAGCAUUUCUCAGCUACAAUAUCUACCUUACUGGCUGGGAUGAAUCUCAGGCUACACACUUUACAGUUCAUCAUGAUGAAGAGAAAGAUGUGAUCACCGGUUUGAAACAGAAAACCCUUUAUGGGAGACCAAAUUGGGAAAAUGAGUUCAAAAUGAUUGCAAAUCAGCAUCCCAGUUCAAGGAUUGGAGUUUUCCUGUGCGGACCUGAAGCCUUGGCUACAACCUUAAAUAGGAUGAGUAUUAACAAUUCAGAAGCUGAUCCCCGUGGAGUGCACUUCAUAUUCAACAAAGAAAAUUUCUGAACAUGCUUGUCCUUACCCCACCCCCUCAAAAACGGCUGUUUAAGCAGUAUGAAUCUUAAUACAACUAAUUAUCUUCUCACUAGAAUUUUGCCCCGAUAUAACCCCAAGUUUCUAUGUUUGGCUUGAGUUAGCUUUUGCAUUGUGUAUUAUUUAGCAAACUAUCUAUUCUCCAUGUUAAGUUUGACAUGGAGUUGACAUAUCUUCCUUAUGUCCUCUACCAUAACCUCAUUUUCCAUACAAGGAUAUGUCUAGGAGGUUUAUACAGAUAAUUAAUGGCUAGAGAACUAAAAUCACACAUGCCUUUUCCAGCUCUUCAAUGAUCAUUUAGGAAUCUUCCCCUGCUUCAGUCAGUGCACAAUGCCACUGUUCACAAGUUAUCUUCUCUAGCUUUAUAUUCAUAGGGCUUCCUUCAACCUUGUUAAUUUCACCAGAUACUAGAAAAUGGUGGUGAUGCAUAGCAGAUCCCAGGAUUGUAGGAAAGGCGGUGGAUGACUCAAGUAACGUGCUGCACUUGUUAAUAAGUAAGUAAUAGGGGAAAUAAACCAAUACAUUUCUCCAUUUCACUACUAGUCUGAGAAAUAACUCGAGGCAUUUAAACUUGGUGAUGAUAGAAGAAGAAACAGCCAGUUCUUAUAAGCAAUCAAGACAAGGUACAUGAUCUUCUGAACAGUGUAGAUUGACAGGUCAUAGCCAGGAAAAAGGAAUGCAGUAAGAAUAACAUUCUUGGAUAGCAACAUUCAUUUCAAAACAUAACUGGGAAAGAAUAUCCAAGGCCAGAGCUGAAUAUUUCCAUUUUUAACUUUAGAUAUAUAGUGGAAGCAAACUCGUUGUGCCCUUUUUUAUGGCCUCUAUGUUAUGAUGUUAUAAAAACAAAUUCAGGAACAGAAAUGCAAAUCAUAGGGUGUAGAAGGAUUUUCUCACAAGCUUUGAGCAGUCCAGGUCAAUGAGUUUUAAUUAGAAGUUGAACAGUAACCAAAGGGGCACUUCCAUAUAGGGCAGAGAAAGAAGUAAAACAAAAAUCCUAAAUAUCCAACACUCAGGAAAAAGUGUUCAACAACCAGCUAAACAGGAGCUUCAUAUAAGCACUUCAUGGGUGAUACAAAUAUACAAGAAAGCUGAAAUCAAUUAUAUAUCCACCCUCAUGCAUGGGCCAUCACUAGAUUUAAAAACCUGCUAGAACUCAUUUCAAGGUGCAUUCUGCCUUUCACAUAUGCACAUUAACAGUGCUUUAAGUGGUACGUAUGAAAUUGAUGUAGUGGGAUUAGAGGAAAUGCUUUCAAUAUUAUGCCAGUUACUUAAAAAACAAACUUUUUUGUUUCUUGGGGGGAAAAGGGAGAGAGAAUAGAGCUGGGAAAGCAUAGGACAGACCCUUAGUGGAACAGUGAGGUUAACAACUAGCAGCCUUAUAUACAGGAAAAGUCACCCUUUCUAUUUGAUGCCCUUAUCUAAAAGGCAUUUUCCAGACCCUUAGUUAUUCAUAAGAAUGGUGCAUGAUUGCCCUAAGGUAUGUAUAUAUUGCUUUGAUUUAAGUGCAUUAAAUUAGAACAUAAAGUUUCUAUUCUGAAGUCUGAUUUUGAAUUUAUAUUCUUGUAUUGUACAUAGCAUUCUCAGUAAAAUAGUCUGAUUAUUAUUUUCUACUUUAAUGAGGCCCUAUAUCAAUUUUUGAUAGAAGGACAAAUAAAUUUCAACAUGUGGGUCAUUUAGGGGUUUGCAUUUGGUUCAUGUAGACCCUGUGUUUAAAUGUGAGUUAGACGUCGUUUUUAAAAAUACCAACAGUUUUGUACAAUUGAGAGUGACUAUUAAGACAAUGAAAUAAAAAGUU